AUGGACACAUUAUCUCUAGUGUCUGUUACAGAAGACAAGCAGGUGGACGACAGAACUAUGAGCACAGGAAGAGAGAAAACAUUGCCCAAAGAUAAAGGUAUAGAGAGGAAACAUGAUAAAGAGGUGUACACUGACAGAAGUGGCUGGUGGAGAAACACUAUUAAGAACACUCCCAUUCCUGACAGUUACCACAUCCGAGACUUCAUAGAAGAGACAGGUCUCAACCCAGUGCCAAGGACAUAUGGUUUCAAAGGCACUGGGCGAAACACCCUCAUGCCGUGUGUGCGUAGAGGGGAUAUGUUAUUGCCUGGGGCAUAUAACUUUACAGAUUCAACCAAAGAUGCACUCCAGCGCCAGGCAACUUACUCUUUCAAAAACUGCCCCAGACCUGAUAACUACACGUUAGGCAUCAGGGAUAAGGAUAUUAACCUUUCACCCGGUCAUUAUGAUGUCAUGAAGAAGCCUGUCCCCAAAUCACCCUGCAAACACGUGAUGUUCCGUUCAGCGGUACGGAGGGUCAGCUUUCUCCCUAAGGAGGGACCUGCGCCUGGAUCUUACAACCCAAGGCCAAGCACAGGCACUGCAGUCACUUCCUGCUUUAGGUCCACAGUACCCCAGCUGUACAGUGUGCACUCUGGAACUCCGGGACCUGGCGCGUAUGAGCCCACAUGGCACAAGGGUCAACGGUUGAGUGCUGAGGUCAAAGUGGACUGGGCCCAUGACCUCCUCUUUCGCAACAUACCGUGAACUAUGUCCUCCCUAUACUGUAUAUACAUACAUAUAUAUUUCUUCCUAGUAACAUGUCCCAUUAUUGUGCAAGUAGAGUGCUCUGCCUGUUAAACAUACUGUACAUUUUUUUUGCACACAUAAAAUAAAUGUUCAAAAUCUCAGAGCUCAAGCCCAGUCAUGGGCUUGAGCUCCUCUUUUUUUCUCGGAAAAGACUGUAAACACUGGCUCUGUGGCGUUUGUUUGAGCAUCCCAACCAGCCAGACAUGGCAACAUUAGCUGAUAAGCUGUGAAAAUAACCAAGUGUGUGAGUUUGAGGCAGGGCCAUCUGUUUGUUCACCCAAUGGCAGGAAGGGGAAAAGUUUGGGAAACCUGUUUAAAAGAGUCAUUAUUUUUGCAAUUCUAUUUAGUGAUGCACUUGGAGCAUCGCCAAAUAGAAUAGACUGUUGUGUGUGAAAAUCCCAGGAGAUCAACAGUUACAGAAAUACUCAAACCAGACCGUCUGGCACCAACAAUCAUGCCACUAUCUAAAUCACUGAAAUUUUUUUUUUCCCCCAUUCUGAUGGUUGAUGUGAACAUUAACUGAAGCCCAGACCCUUAUCUGCAUGAUUUUACUACACUGCUGCCACACGAUUGACUGAUUAGAUAUGAAUUAAUAUAUAGAUGUACUGGUUUACCUAAUAAAGUGGCAUGUAAGUGUAUUUAUAUAUAUAUACCUCUCUGUACCUGUAUGCACAUUAUAUAUCACUGAAUGAACAGUGUUAAGCAACUGAAUGAUUAUUCUAAAGAAUAACUAAUGAAAAUAGCCAAAAAUUAUGAAAGGGUAAGCUUAUUUUGAAGGGAAACUGAAAUCACUGUUGUCAAUGAAACAACAGCACAAAGUCAGUACGGACAUUAGUACAAAUUUAGUAUGUACAUGCCAAAGAUAAGUGAGGAAGUGUUAUUGCGCUGCAAAAAUGGUGACCAUUUCCAUUCUUCCCAAAAUAGAAUGAGAAUG
Xyrauchen texanus (razorback sucker) is the source of this 1723-nucleotide messenger RNA. It is a transcript of the gene stpg4, whose product is annotated as sperm-tail PG-rich repeat containing 4. Lineage: Eukaryota; Metazoa; Chordata; Actinopteri; Cypriniformes; Catostomidae. The coding region runs from base 1 to 747 and encodes 248 amino acids. The record is from RefSeq and is a predicted model, not a curated record. The transcript is spliced from 8 exons. Gene Ontology annotation, biological process: epigenetic programing of male pronucleus. Gene Ontology annotation, cellular component: male pronucleus; female pronucleus; germinal vesicle. Gene Ontology annotation, molecular function: chromatin binding; histone binding.